AUGUCGAGAUCUGGUGAAUUACAUUUAAAAGAUCAUUUACUGACACCACCAUUAUAUCAUGAAGCAAUUAGUUCUCAACAACAGAUUCCGAAUCAAUAUCCUGUGUUGUCUAAUACUCAUACGAUAGUGCGUUCUCCUGCAAAUGAAAAUCAUGAAGAAAUUCCAUCCCAAAGACAUCGUUAUCAAGCCGUGAUUUUGACAGCAAUCAUUGUCGAUGGAAUCAUUCUUCUGGCUAUUAUAGCCUCUUUCACAUAUAUCUUUGUAAAACGUAAUCCAGUCACUCCUCCAGCACCAAUGACAACAACAACGAAAAGACCAAGUUGA
Messenger RNA from Adineta ricciae, 324 nucleotides. The record is from the annotation of a GenBank genome assembly. NCBI's taxonomy places the organism in Eukaryota, Metazoa, Rotifera, Eurotatoria, Adinetida, Adinetidae.